CCGCUCCACACGGCUCGAAAGAUAGCAGCUGUCAAUCGUUGUCGAACUCGAAUAAAGCGCAAUGGACCCAGAAAACAAGAAAAAGUGUACUGAUGUCGUGGAGCACUUUUUCAAGCUCGAAAGCUGCGAGCCCUUUCGUGAGCGUGUCAACUGGGAGGAGUGGGGUCUGUACGACUAUCUACAGGUGGUCAAGGAGCCAAUGGACCUGGGCACCAUCCGCAGCAAAUUGAGCAAGAACGAGCACAAGAAACCGGCGGAAUUUGCUCGCGACAUGCGCCUGGUCUGGAGCAACUGCAAGCUUUACAACCAGGACGGGUCCGACCUCUAUCUGCUGGCCGAUGAGCUUGCCAAGAAGUUCGAGGACCGCGUCAAGUCUAUGAAGCUGGACGUUGGCCCGGUGCCCAAGGCAGACAAGAGCAUUCCUGCCCCGAGCCUCGAGGAGAAAAUUUAUUUUAGCCAGAACAUUUACAAGGUGAACCCCAAGGACCUGGGUGCUAUCGUGCAGCUGCUUCAAGAGCAGUGUCCUAAAGCACUGGACAAGAGCUCACCGGAUGAGCUGGACAUCGUCGUCGACCACAUUGACAAUAAGACGUUCCGUGACCUGGAGAAGUUCGUUUUGGAGAAGGUGCCAGAGGGUAGUCGCGAGCCCAUUGCGACCCCCAAGUCGUCCAAGAAAUCCCGAAGACCACCCAGCAAGAAGACCAAAACCGAUGCGUGA
Messenger RNA from Phytophthora infestans T30-4, 718 nucleotides. RefSeq lists its product as uncharacterized. Lineage: Eukaryota; Oomycota; Peronosporomycetes; Peronosporales; Peronosporaceae. Gene Ontology annotation, molecular function: protein binding. The transcript is spliced from 4 exons. The coding region runs from base 62 to 718 and encodes 218 amino acids. The record is from RefSeq and is a predicted model, not a curated record.